Messenger RNA from Hippopotamus amphibius kiboko, 4723 nucleotides. RefSeq names its product MORC family CW-type zinc finger 2 (gene MORC2). The coding region runs from base 1330 to 4521 and encodes 1063 amino acids. Gene Ontology annotation, molecular function: zinc ion binding. The transcript is spliced from 27 exons. The record is from RefSeq and is a predicted model, not a curated record. Gene Ontology annotation, cellular component: nucleus. Lineage: Eukaryota; Metazoa; Chordata; Mammalia; Artiodactyla; Hippopotamidae.
CUAACAAAAUCCGGUCACGUGGAGACACGCUACCCACCAAUCAGGAGGCGUCGCAUGAGGGCGGGGGCGGGAGGAGUUGCGGCUCUGUGAUUGGCCAAAUGCUCCACAGAGGCCUCGGGGGCCUGGGGCGUCGGGGAGUGCGCGAGGCGGUGCGGAUUGUGUGCACUGGCGGAGACAAAGCGGUGGCCAAGGUGGCAGUGGCGGCAGCGGCGGUGGCGGCGGAGCAGCCCUAAACGCCGAAUUUUGUGGUACUAAGUCCGGUCACCAUCUCAUCCAGCUCGGCGCGCGGGCUGCUGGUCUCGCGGCGGCGGCGGCGGCGGCGGCGGAGGCAGCGGCGGAGGCGGCGGCAGCACAUGGUUCCAAGAGCGCGCUGCGGUUGUUGGGUUCCAAUUCCGUGGGGAGGGACAAAGGCAGCUGUGAGCGCCGGGCAACGCCCGGUCGGGUGGUGCGCUCGCCACUGCCCUCGUUCCAGGCCUUGAAAGCUGGGACUAACUUCUCUCCGUGAGGAGGAGACCACGGAACCGAGGCCCAGCGAGGGCCCUGAGAGGCUGAGGCUGUUGUCUGAGGGAAGUGGGGGAGGGGCGCAGCCCGCCUGUGUUAAUUUGGGCGGGUCAGUUCAGUGGCGACUUAGUGGGUCAUUGUGAGGUAAUUUCACCCACUACCCGGAGGAAGUUGGGGCGCACAGCAAGUUAGGUUUGGUCCCGGGUUUGAAAACAGAAAUCGGUCUUCAGCGCUUUUAGGAAAUCUUUCAGUUGGGAGGUGGUGAAGCCGGAACUGACGCCAUAUGCACUUCUUCAACAUCGUGGUUGCCAGUCUGGGGCUUAUUUAAGGAUCCUGGGAUCAUUGAUGGCGAAGACGUGGGUGGUUGUCCAAUUUUAUGACUGAAGUUGCUAAAUUUCCGGUUUGGUAGGUUUCCGGAUUGGUAAAUUUCCUCACAGGAAAUUUAGAGGAACAGAAAAGAGGAUCCAAGAGCAUGAAGAUGAAACAGUAAUUAAAUCGCCAACUCCAGUACCACCUACUUUAGGACCAACCACAUUCCACUGAGUGAACUAUCGCAAAUUAACGCUGAAGCUGCUUAAGACUACAGAUUUAUGACAUAAUUCUUUCGAAAACAUUACAUCAAAGUCAUUGAGAAGAUUAAAAAAAAAGGAAAAACCAGUUUUUGUUUCAGACAUCUUUUGGAAUAUAUUUUGGAUAGAUGCUAGAUAACCUUGUUUAAGGAGAAUAGAUUUACCAAAUCUCUACCGGAAGGAAUCCUGAAAAAUCUGUUACAUUGUAAGCGUAUAGUUCCCAGUUAGUGGGUGAAGAACUGGAGACCUCACCGCACUCAUGGCUUUCACAAAUUACAGCAGUCUGAAUCGUGCUCAGCUAACCUUUGAAUAUCUACACACAAAUUCAACCACUCAUGAAUUCUUGUUUGGUGCUCUUGCUGAACUAGUUGAUAAUGCAAGAGAUGCUGAUGCCACCAGAAUUGAUAUUUAUGCAGAAAGGCGAGAGGACCUUCGAGGAGGAUUUAUGCUUUGUUUUUUGGAUGAUGGAGCAGGAAUGGAUCCAAGUGAUGCUGCCAGCGUGAUCCAGUUUGGGAAGUCGGCCAAGCGAACACCUGAGUCCACCCAAAUUGGGCAGUACGGGAAUGGGUUAAAAUCGGGCUCGAUGCGCAUUGGGAAGGAUUUUAUCCUCUUCACCAAGAAGGAAGAGACUAUGACCUGCCUCUUCCUGUCGCGCACCUUUCACGAGGAGGAAGGCAUUGAUGAGGUGAUUGUCCCGUUGCCCACCUGGAACGUUCGGACCCGGGAACCUGUCACAGACAACGUGGAGAAGUUUGCCAUCGAGACAGAACUCAUCUACAAGUAUUCUCCCUUCCGCAAUGAAGAGGAAGUGAUGACUCAGUUCAUGAAGAUUCCUGGGGACAGUGGAACGCUGGUGAUCAUCUUCAAUCUCAAACUCAUGGAUAAUGGAGAGCCUGAGCUGGACAUAAUCUCAAAUCCAAGAGACAUCCAGAUGGCAGAGACUUCCCCGGAGGGCACGAAGCCGGAGCGCCGCUCCUUCCGCGCCUAUGCUGCUGUGCUCUACAUCGAUCCCCGAAUGCGAAUCUUCAUCCACGGGCACAAGGUGCAGACCAAGAGGCUCUCCUGCUGCCUGUACAAGCCCAGGAUGUACAAGUACACAUCAAGUCGCUUCAAGACCCGUGCGGAGCAGGAGGUGAAGAAAGCUGAGCACGUGGCACGGAUUGCUGAAGAGAAGGCAAGGGAGGCGGAGAGCAAAGCUCGGACGUUAGAAGUGCGUCUGGGCGGAGACCUCACGCGGGACUCCAGGGUGAUGUUGCGGCAGGUCCAGAACACGGCCAUUACCCUGCGCAGAGAAGCUGACGUCAAGAAGCGAAUCAAGGAGGCCAAGCAGCGAGCGCUUAAAGAACCCAAGGAACUGAACUUUGUUUUUGGGGUCAACAUCGAACACCGGGACCUGGAUGGCAUGUUCAUCUACAACUGUAGCCGCCUGAUCAAGAUGUAUGAGAAAGUGGGCCCACAGCUGGAAGGGGGCAUGGCAUGUGGUGGAGUUGUCGGGGUUGUCGAUGUGCCCUACCUGGUCCUGGAGCCUACACACAACAAGCAGGACUUUGCUGAUGCCAAGGAGUACCGCCACCUGCUGCGGGCGAUGGGGGAGCACCUGGCACAGUACUGGAAGGACAUCGCCAUUGCCCAACGAGGAAUCAUCAAGUUCUGGGAUGAGUUUGGCUACCUCUCUGCCAACUGGAACCAGCCUCCAUCCAGUGAGCUGCGUUACAAACGGCGGAGAGCUAUGGAAAUCCCAACCACCAUCCAGUGUGACUUGUGUCUGAAGUGGCGGACCCUCCCCUUCCAGCUGAGUUCUGUGGAAAAAGAUUACCCUGACACCUGGGUUUGCUCCAUGAACCCUGAUCCUGAGCAGGACCGGUGUGAUGCUUCUGAACAGAAGCAGAAAGUUCCCCUGGGAACAUUCAGAAAGGACCUGAAGACACAGGAAGAGAAGCAGAAGCAACUGACAGAGAAAAUUCGCCAGCAGCAGGAGAAGCUGGAGGCCCUGCAGAAAACCACACCCAUCCGCUCCCAAGCAGACCUGAAGAAAUUGCCCUUGGAAGUGACCACCAGACCUUCCACUGAGGAACCUGCACGUAGACCUCAGCGUCCUCGGUCGCCUCCUUUACCUGCUGUGAUCAAGAAUGCCCCGAGCAGACCCCCUUCCCUGCAGGCUCCCAGGCCAGCCAGCCAGCCCCGAAAGGCUCCUGUCGUCGGCAGCACCCCAAAGCCUCCUGUCCCGCCAGCGCGGGAGGAGGCCAGUACUUCCAGGCUGCUCCAGCCUCCUGAGGUGCCCCGAAAGCCUGCUAACACUCCCGUCAAGCCUGCGCCCAGGCCCACCCCUCCUGUGCAGCCACCGUCACCAUCUCUGCUGCCCAACUCCAAGAGCCCUCGGGAGGUCCCUGCCCCUCGAGCCAUCAAGACUGCAGUGGUCAAGAAGCCAGAGCCGCCCAGUAAACUCUCCCUGGCCACUCCUGGUCGGAAGCGGAGUCUUGGGGUCUCUGAUGAGGAAGAAGCUGAGGAAGAGGCUGAGAGGAGGAAGGAGAGGUCCAAGCGGGGCAAGUUUGCUGUGAAGGAGGAAAAGAAGGAUGUGAAUGAGCUCUCAGACAGUGCUGGGGAAGAGGAUCCAGCUGACCUCAAGAGCGCUCAGAAAGAUAAAGGGCUGCACGUGGAGGUGCGUGUGAACAGGGAGUGGUACACAGGCCGUGUCACAGCUGUGGAGGUGGGCAAGAACGUGGUGCGGUGGAAGGUGAAAUUUGACUAUGUGCCCACGGACACGACACCAAGAGACCGCUGGGUGGAGAAAGGCAGCGAGGAUGUGCGGUUGAUGAAGCCCCCUUCCCCGGAGUAUCAGAGCCCGGACACGCAGCAGGAGGGCGGGGAGGAGGAAGAGGCGCCGGUGGCCCAGCAGGCUGUAGCCACGGCGGAGCCCUCCACCUCGGACUGCAUUCGCAUCGAGCCCGACACCACUGCCCCGAGCACCAACCACGAGACCGUUGACCUCCUUGUCCAGAUCCUUCGGAAUUGUUUGCGGUACUUCCUGCCUCCAAGUUUCCCCAUCUCUAAGAAGGAGCUGAGUGCUAUGAAUUCAGAUGAGCUCAUAUCGUUUCCUCUGAAAGAGUACUUCAAGCAGUAUGAAGUGGGGCUCCAGAACCUGUGCCAUUCCUACCAGAGCCGCGCCGACUCUCGGGCCAAGGCCUCCGAGGAGAGCCUGCGCACCUCCGAGAGAAAGCUCCGCGAGACAGAGGAGAAGCUGCAGAAGCUGAGGACCAACAUCGUGGCGCUCCUGCAAAAGGUGCAGGAGGAAUUUGUGGUUCCAACCCUGGCUGCACAGCAUCCUGACCAGGAGGGCUGGAGGUGGUGCGGCUGCCUGGGCCUCAUCCCAGCCAGACCCACGGACAUAGACAUUAACACAGACGACGAGCUGGAUGCCUACAUCGAGGACCUGAUCACCAAGGGGGACUAAGGGGACCAGAGCCAGAAAUCAGCUGCCUUGCCCCUCAAGGCAGAACUCCUGGGGGUGGCGUUUCAUUUAUGGGUUGGUGGACUUACCUUGGUUUGACUUACACGGGAUCUUUUUGCUUUUGGAGGGAAAGAGACUCUGAUUCUUUGAAUCUUCCUCCCUAAGUUUAUAAAUAUUUAUUUUUUAAAAGAAACAAGAUGCUGUG